AUGCAAAGUGAUUCAUUAUCGCUCGAUACACUUAAAAAUAAAUUAUUAUGUGCUGUUGAUGGUGAAUAUAAUGUUAUUAAACCUGAAACUGUAUUGGAAAUUAUUUGUCAAUUAGAAAAAAUGGAAAUAACAAAAGAUCAAUUACAAACAACUCGUCUUGGUCGUGAAAUAAAUACAAUACGUCAAAAAUUAGAUGGACAAAAAAAAAAUUUCUUAUCAAAUGAAAAAUAUUCUGAAUUAUUUAUUGAAAUAGCUCAACGAGCAAAAAAACUUCUUCGAUCAUGGCAAGAUUUAUUAAAUAUUUCACAAAUAAAUUCAUUAUCAUCAACAAAUAUUGAUAUAAAACCUCGACUUAUACUUAAAGUUAAAUUAAAUUCUUCAAUAAAUAAACGUAAACAUAAUUCUGAUAUAGAUUUAUUAAAUGGAAUUAAUAAUAAUAAUAAUCAUAAUAAUAAACGAAAAAAAACUCAAGUUAUACAAACACCUAUACCAUUAACAACAUCAAUAUCACCUAUUAUAUUAAAUGAAACAAAUAAUAGUUUACCACGUUUAAAAACUACACAACAAAUUUUAAUAGAAAUGCAAAAAAAUGAACCAAAUGUACUUUCAACACAAACAUCAACUGUACAUGCUAUAUUACAAAAGAAAAUUAUUGAUGAAAGUCUUCAUGAACAAAUUAAACUUGAUUAUUCAGCUUUACAUCAUGGAAGAGAUUUAAAUAAUAUUAAUAUUAAUUCUACUCAUCAUUAUCAAAGAAAACUUUCAUCUUCAAUUACAUCUCCAACUAAUACACUUAUAGCAUCCGGUUUAUCAUCAAAAUUUCAAUCAGUUAAACAACAAUCAUCAUCAUCAUCAACAUUAAUAUCUUCGAAUAGUAAUUGGGAAAAUGGUAGUAGUGCUGGUUCACCUAUAUCACCAUUAUCAUCUUCAUCAUCAUCAUCAUCAUCUAUAACUAAUUGGCCUCUUUCAACAAUCAUUCCUGAAUCACCUAUAACUGUUUCUGUUAUUUCAAAAAAGAAACAUCAUAAAAAACAUAAUGAACAAUCAUCAAAUAUUGAACAGUCAAAUAUAUAUUCGUCUGAUCUAGAAACUAUUUGUUCAUCAUAUAAUACAGUUGCUGAUCUUGUUGAAGAUCAUCGUCGACGUAUAGUAGCUAAAUAUGAUUUACGAGAAUUAGAAGCAAGACCUGAUCUAUUAUUAGUACCAAUUGAUCAACUUGCAUUUGUUUAUGAACGAGAAAGGAUUAAAGAAUUAAAUAUACCAAUUGAAUUAAAACAUUCAUCUAUGACUAAAGUAGAAAAACUUACUCAACCAUUAGAUCUUAUUGCUUUACCAUUUAUUGAUUGUCCAUUUGAAUUUGAUUUGAUACUUGAUGAACUAGUCGUACAACAUCCGACUAUGGACAUGUAA
Messenger RNA from Rotaria sp. Silwood1, 1410 nucleotides. Lineage: Eukaryota; Metazoa; Rotifera; Eurotatoria; Philodinida; Philodinidae. The record is from the annotation of a GenBank genome assembly.